AUGAGAAGAUUCAACAACACUUUCCAUCACCUCAGUGGCUUUGUUCUAGUAGGUUUCUCUGAAUGGCCCAAACUAGAAAUGUUUCUUUUUGUGAUCAUCUCUACCUUCUAUAUAUUGACCCUUCUUGGAAAUUCAGCUAUCAUUUUCUUGCCCCACUUUGACACCAGACUCCACACCCCCAUGUAUUUCUUUCUGGCUAAUAUCUCCUUUUUGGACCUCUGCUAUACAACUUCCACAGUCCCCGAGAUGCUGAUAAAUAUACACAAUCACAAAAGAAGCAUCAGCUACGUGGGAUGUAUAGCUCAACUUUUCAUCUUCCUAGGUCUAGGAUUUAGUGAAUGUGUACUUCUCUCAGUAAUGGCAUUUGAUCAAUAUGUAGCUAUCUGCCAGCCUCUCCACUACACAGUUAUCAUGCAUUCUUGGCUAUGCCAACAACUAGCAACAGUGACUUGGAUAAUAGGUUUCAGCAACUCCUUGGUGCAAACAGUAUUGACUUUCUUAUUACCUCGCUGUGGCCAAUAUCGAGUAGAGAGUUUCUUCUGUGAGGUACCUGCCAUGCUUCAAUUAUCAUGUGUGGAUACAUGGAUCAAUGAGGUGGAGAUGUAUGUAGCUGUGAUUGUCAUAAAGGUUAUUCCUGUUGGAUUAAUUCUUUUCUCUUGCAUCAACAUUUUCAGAGCAAUAGUAAGGAUUCAGUCUUCUGAAGGUCGAAAGAAGGCCUUCAACACAUGUGGGUCUCAUCUUCUGGUGGUCAUCAUGUUCUAUGGCUCUGCCAUUAGUGGUUAUGCAUAUAUGGCACCCAAGAGUAACUCGGCCAAAUUGAAGGGCAAGCUUCUUGCACUCUUCUAUGGACUCAUAACUCCAAUGCUCAAUCCCCUUAUCUACACUUUAAGAAAUAAGGAUGUUAAGAGAGCAAUAAACAAGCUACUAGGGAGAGAACAAGAACAAGGGUGGAACAUGGCUUAG
Messenger RNA from Marmota monax (woodchuck), 963 nucleotides. RefSeq names its product putative olfactory receptor 2B8. The coding region runs from base 1 to 963 and encodes 320 amino acids. Gene Ontology annotation, cellular component: membrane. Gene Ontology annotation, biological process: G protein-coupled receptor signaling pathway. Lineage: Eukaryota; Metazoa; Chordata; Mammalia; Rodentia; Sciuridae. The record is from RefSeq and is a predicted model, not a curated record. The transcript has a single exon. Gene Ontology annotation, molecular function: olfactory receptor activity; G protein-coupled receptor activity.